Cinclus cinclus is the source of this 3205-nucleotide messenger RNA. RefSeq names its product dehydrogenase E1 and transketolase domain containing 1 (gene DHTKD1). The transcript is spliced from 17 exons. The record is from RefSeq and is a predicted model, not a curated record. Gene Ontology annotation, biological process: tricarboxylic acid cycle. Gene Ontology annotation, molecular function: thiamine pyrophosphate binding; oxoglutarate dehydrogenase (succinyl-transferring) activity. NCBI's taxonomy places the organism in Eukaryota, Metazoa, Chordata, Aves, Passeriformes, Cinclidae. The coding region runs from base 1 to 2766 and encodes 921 amino acids.
AUGGCCAUGGCGGCCGCGGCGGGGGCUGGGGCCGUUCGCUGCGCGCUCUGCCGGGGCGGCCUGAGGCGCUGGUACCGCACCGAGCGCGGCGUCUACGGCUACAACCCGCGGAAGGCUGCGGGCGGGCGGGCGGAGGAGCAGCGCGGCGCCGGCAGAGCAGUUGACCAUGGUCUUGCUCGUUUAAUAACUGCCUAUGCUGAACAUGGCCACAAAGCGGCCAAAAUAAACCCACUCUUUGCUGGCCAAGCUGUUAUGAACAUGGUACCUGAAAUCCAAGAGCUGGCUGAAGUUCUUCAGGGUCCUCUCAUUACUACAGGACUUAUAAACAUGGGAAAAGAGGAGGCCUCUGUAGAGGAUGUGAUGGCUUAUCUUGACCAUAUAUACUGCGGGCAUAUUUCCAUAGAAACAAGCCAGCUUCCAACUUUGGAGGAGAGAGAAUGGUUUGCUAAAAGGUUUGAAGAGCUAAAGCAAGAAACAUUUACACCUGAAGAGAAGAAGCACUUGUGCAAACUGAUGCUGGAGUCCCAGGAGUUUGAUCACUUCUUGGCCACCAAGUUUGCCACAGUGAAGCGAUACGGUGGUGAAGGAGCAGAGAGUAUGAUGGGCUUCUUCCAUGAGCUGUUCAAGAUGUGUGCAUAUAGCGGGGUCAUGGAUAUCAUCAUUGGAAUGCCUCAUCGGGGAAGGCUUAAUCUGCUCACAGGCUUGCUUCAGCUUCCUCCUGAGCUCAUGUUCCGCAAGAUGCGUGGUUUGAGUGAGUUUCCAGAGAAUUCAGCAGCCAUCGGGGAUGUUCUCUCCCACCUGACAUCUUCUGUAGAUCUGGACUUCGGCUCCCACAGACCUGUGCAUGUCACCUUGCUCCCCAACCCCUCACACUUAGAAGCCAUCAACCCAGUGGCUGUGGGCAAGACACGAGCCAGGCAACAGACUCUGCUCGAUGGUGAUUACUCCCCAGAGAGUUCUGCACAGCCUGGGGAUAAAGUUAUUUGCCUGCAGGUUCAUGGCGAUGCUGCUUUCUCUGGGCAAGGGAUUGUUCCAGAAACACUGACCCUCUCUAAUCUACCACAUUUCAGAGUUGGUGGGAGCAUCCAUUUGAUUGUUAAUAACCAGCUUGGCUAUACCACUCCUCCAGAGCGAGGAAGGUCAUCUCUGUACUGCAGUGACAUUGGUAAAAUCGUCGGAUGUGCAGUUAUCCAUGUGAACGGGGAUGAUCCUGAGGAAGUUGUCCGUGCCACACGACUGGCUGUGGAGUACCAGCGCCAGUUCCGCAGGGAUGUCAUUGUGGACUUGCUGUGCUACAGGCAGUGGGGCCACAAUGAGCUUGAUGAGCCCUUCUUCACCAACCCCAGCAUGUACAAAAUCAUCAGAUCCCGUAAGAGUAUCCCUGACACAUAUGCAGAACACCUCAUGGCUUCUGGGCUCAUGACUGAGGCUGAAGUGUCUGAGAUAAAGACCACAUACUAUUCUAAGCUGAAUGAUCACCUUGCCAACAUGACUUUGUACAAUCCACCUGCUACCAACCUGCAGGCUCACUGGAAAGACUUCGUGGAGCCUUCUGCCACAAUCACCACCUGGGACACGGGGAUGCCUGUGCCUCUCCUGCAGUUCAUUGGAGUAAAGUCUGUGGAGGUGCCUGAAGAGCUCCAGAUGCACAGCCAUCUCCUGAAGACCUAUGCACAGUCAAGAGUUCAAAAAAUGGAGGAAGGAAAUAAGCUGGACUGGGCAACAGCUGAAACUUUAGCAUUUGGUUCUCUGCUGAGCCAAGGGUUUAAUAUCAGACUAAGUGGACAAGAUGUUGGCAGAGGAACUUUUAGCCAACGACAUGCAAUGUUGGUUUGCCAAGAGACAGAUGAUACCUACAUUCCUCUGAAUCACAUGUCCCCAGACCAGAAGGGUUUCCUAGAGGUGAGUAACAGUCCCUUGUCUGAAGAAGCUGUGCUUGGUUUUGAAUAUGGAAUGAGUAUUGAGAGCCCUAAGUUACUGCCAAUUUGGGAAGCUCAAUUUGGAGACUUCUUUAAUGGAGCCCAGAUAAUAUUUGACACUUUCAUCUCUGGAGGUGAGGCUAAAUGGCUUCUGCAGAGUGGGAUAGUAAUUCUUCUUCCCCAUGGCUAUGAUGGUGCAGGCCCUGAGCACUCGUCCUGCCGGAUGGAGCGGUUCUUGCAGAUGUGUGACAGCUCAGAAGAGGGAGUUGAUGGUGACCAGGUCAACAUGUCAAUUGUACAUCCCACCACCCCAGCACAGUAUUUCCAUUUACUUCGGCGGCAAAUGGUCCGAAACUUCAGGAAACCUCUCAUUGUUGCUUCUCCCAAAGUGUUACUCAGGCUCCCAGCUGCUGUAUCAAGUUUUGAAGAAAUGGCCCCAGGGACAACAUUCAAGCCUGUCAUUGGUGACUCCUCAGUAGAUCCUAAAAGUGUCACUCAAGUGGUGCUGUGUUCUGGAAAGCACUACUACGCUCUGGUGAAGCAAAGAGAAACACUGGGAGAGAAGCAGCACAGCACAGCUAUUCUGAGACUUGAAGAACUCUGUCCUUUCCCCCUGGAAGCUUUACAGCAAGAGUUGAGCAAAUACAACCAUGCAAAAGUCUUCAUCUGGAGUCAGGAAGAACCACAGAACAUGGGUCCAUGGUCCUUUGUGUCUCCACGGUUUGAAAAGCAGCUGGGGCUUAAGCUCCGUCUUGUGAGCAGACCUCCUCUACCAGCCCCAGCAGUCGGCAUUGGAACCCUCCACAACAAGCAGCAGGAAGAUGUUCUGACCCACACAUUUAUCUAAGUUUUCCAUGGAUGGACUGCUCCUGAUGUCAGUCAUGUUUAGUGCCACUUCCUGUGAAGCACAAAAGCCAAGAUCCUUAAGGAUCUUAGUUCUCCAAAAUGGGAAAAAAAAAAAAAGUGCAAUAAGUUUGGUAAUGAUGGAGCAAUUUUUCCUGUUAGAGAAUACCUAACAAUGAGAAGUGCCUGUUACUCCUGAUACUUCUUGUUCUCCUAUACAAUUUUCUACAAAAUGUCUUCAUAAGGUUAAAAAUCCAGUCCAGGGGACAGAUUGCUGAGGUCACUGUGAAAUACCUUAUAUCUUGCUGCUUAUUUGCACUUGACAGUUUCCUGGGAUGGUGCAUAUGUGGAAAGAGGUUCUGUUUCUUCUGUUUCCACAGAAGUGUUAGUACUGCUUGAUCAAAUAAAUGCUUCUCCAUGCCUAGGAAUGAGCCAUUUCUAUA